Molecule: messenger RNA, 649 nt
Organism: Corythoichthys intestinalis (scribbled pipefish)
Lineage: Eukaryota; Metazoa; Chordata; Actinopteri; Syngnathiformes; Syngnathidae
Gene: cdpf1
Product: cysteine rich DPF motif domain containing 1
Exons: 4
Coding region: 166-501 (111 amino acids)
Source: RefSeq, a predicted model, not a curated record
AUGUUAUUUCGCUUAGAUGUUUGAAAUGCGAACAUAAUACAAUGCUGUAAAACAUUAAAAGGUGUUAAUGCAAUUCCCCCCCCCAGUCCUCUAAGUGGCAGUAAAGAUUCACCCGACAACAACUGACGCCAAAGUAACAAAUGCUCUGUUUUAGCUAGCAAAACAAUGGAAGAAACUACACGCGAACGCCGUCAGAAGACAUUUAAAUGCCAGUCGUGCGGUUUAAAUUGUCCUUACACUUCCUACGGACAGAAACCACCUAAUACCAGAGCCAUUGUUUUGCUGGAAGAAUGCUACGUGACGAAAGACCCAUUUAGUCCUGAUAAAGAGAAGUUUCUCGUUUUGGGUUCGAAAUGCAGCUUGUGUGGAGUCACAGUUUGCGUCGGUUCGGACUGCAGUCUAUUCUACACUAAGAGGUUCUGCCUGCGCUGUGUCAACAAGAAUCUGGAGCAGUUUCCCCACCAGAUUCGGACAGAACUGGCCAAAAAGUCACCGCGAUAGUGGGCGGGCCUAAAGCAACGCGCGGACCAAUGAAUGGCCUCCCCUGUUUAAAUACUCCUUCAUGUCAACUUGCCUUCUUCACUCACGUCUGACUCUAACGCCAUGUUGGCUCUUCGGACCUGACUUAUGCGUACGUGUGGAUGUGUUU